Besnoitia besnoiti is the source of this 222-nucleotide messenger RNA. RefSeq names its product putative Ubiquitin family protein. Gene Ontology annotation, cellular component: cytoplasm; nucleus. Gene Ontology annotation, biological process: protein modification process; mRNA splicing, via spliceosome. The transcript has 2 exons. The coding region runs from base 1 to 222 and encodes 73 amino acids. Lineage: Eukaryota; Apicomplexa; Conoidasida; Eucoccidiorida; Sarcocystidae. The record is from RefSeq and is a predicted model, not a curated record. Gene Ontology annotation, molecular function: protein binding; protein tag activity.
AUGAUUGAGGUGAUUCUGAACGAUCGUCUCGGCCGGAAAAUCCGAGUAAAAUGCAAUCCGGACGACACCAUCGGUGACUUGAAGAAGCUUGUCGCUGCACAGUGUGGAACUCGAGCGGACAAGAUCCGCAUUCAGAAGUGGUACACAAUUUACAAAGAUCACAUCACCUUGGAGGACUACGAAAUCCAUGACGGAAUGGGGCUGGAGCUGUACUACAACUGA